This is a messenger RNA of Owenia fusiformis, 603 nucleotides long. The record is from the annotation of a GenBank genome assembly. Lineage: Eukaryota; Metazoa; Annelida; Polychaeta; Sabellida; Oweniidae.
GUUCUUACAGAGAAAACACAUUUUCGAAAAUUAAAAAAAUUAACUUUUCCCAAUGCUUGAUGUUUUCUCCAGUAAAUCAGUAAAUUAAUUACUUUGGAAGGGUAUGGUAGACGGGAUAAAUUCACAAUGGAGAAUGGAUCUACCCAUGGUACAGAAUCUUUAGAAGGAUCAAGGCUACCAACAUACACCCGCAUCAUAAAUAAAGGCCCAUUACCCUAUUACUACCUUGAUGUCUCUUAUGACAUUCAGAAUGGAGGUGUGACUUUACCUGCUGGCAGAUUUAAGACAGUCAUCCUACAAGCCUUGAAGAAUAUCUUUGGAACUGCAGGUGGAAGUUUACAAACACUGGAUCUGUUGAAAUAUGAUGUUGAAGCAAGGAGGGGAAUUGUUAGAGUCAAAUACAGUGACAUGGUGAAGGUGUGGAGUUCCCUGUCAUUCUACACUGAUACCAUAGAUAUCAAUGGUACUAGAGGUGUCUUCAGAAUACACCAGGUCUCGUCCCAUCUGAUGUCAUUUGCAGUGAUUGGUGUUUUAUUAGGAGGUUGGUGUUUGUCAUUCAGUGAUUGGUGCUUCAUAAGGCGGUUGGUGUUUGUCAUUCAGUGA